Trichoplax adhaerens is the source of this 180-nucleotide messenger RNA. RefSeq lists its product as uncharacterized. The transcript is spliced from 2 exons. Gene Ontology annotation, molecular function: DNA-binding transcription factor activity, RNA polymerase II-specific; DNA binding. The record is from RefSeq and is a predicted model, not a curated record. The annotation marks the transcript as partial. Lineage: Eukaryota; Metazoa; Placozoa; Uniplacotomia; Trichoplacea; Trichoplacidae. Gene Ontology annotation, biological process: regulation of transcription by RNA polymerase II.
AUGCUAAGAAGAGCAGUUUUUACCGAGCAACAACGCAAAGGACUCGAGAAGCGAUUUCAAGUUCAAAAAUAUAUUUCGAAAUCAGAGAGAAGGAAGCUCGCUACCAAGUUAAAUCUGAAAGAUUCUCAAGUUAAAAUUUGGUUUCAGAAUCGCAGGAUGAAAUGGCGAAACUGCAAAGAA